Grammomys surdaster is the source of this 3104-nucleotide messenger RNA. RefSeq names its product gamma-glutamyltransferase 5 (gene Ggt5). The coding region runs from base 347 to 2068 and encodes 573 amino acids. Gene Ontology annotation, cellular component: plasma membrane. The record is from RefSeq and is a predicted model, not a curated record. NCBI's taxonomy places the organism in Eukaryota, Metazoa, Chordata, Mammalia, Rodentia, Muridae. Gene Ontology annotation, molecular function: glutathione gamma-glutamate hydrolase; leukotriene-C(4) hydrolase activity. Gene Ontology annotation, biological process: inflammatory response; glutathione catabolic process; leukotriene D4 biosynthetic process. The transcript has 12 exons.
GACCUGUAGCUAGAUCUGCCACUGGAGGAGAGGAGCAGCUGCCUGGCCACAGUCUGCCGUCUGUCUAUCCAUAAGCCCAUCUGGCUGGCUGGCUUCCUCUUGCUCCUCUGUAACCUGCCUGACCACCUAUCUGUAAGGCUGUCUGUUCUCCUUUCUAUCCAGUUGUCUGGCCUGUGUGUCUGUGUGUCUUGCUGGACCCAUCGAUCUUUUUCUGUCUGUCCAAUUGCCUGAGUUCACCCUGUGUAGUUUCUUUUCCCUUCAGUUUGUCAGUUUGUCCCUCUCUGUCUGUCCACUGCCCUGUGUGUCCAGUUGCCUCCCUCCCUCUCUCUCCCUGGACCACUGAGCCAUGGCAUGGGGCCAUAGGGCCACCAUCUGCCUGGUCCUACUGGGUGUGGGUCUGGGUCUGACCAUCAUUGUGCUGGCUGUGAUCCUUUCUCAUCACCAAGCCUCUUGCGGUCCUGGUGCCUUCACACAUGCCGCCGUAGCUGCCGACUCCAAGAUCUGCUCGGAUAUUGGACGAGCCAUCCUCCAGCAGCAGGGCUCACCUGUGGAUGCCACCAUCGCUGCCCUGAUCUGUACUGGUGUUGUUAACCCUCAGAGCAUGGGCCUGGGCGGAGGGGUUGUCUUCACCAUCUACAAUUCGUCAACAGGGAAGGUGGAAGUUAUCAAUGCUCGGGAGACAGUGCCAGCCAGCUGUGACCAGGACCUGCUAAACCAGUGUAGAAACUCCCUGCCACUGGGCACAGGGACCCAGUGGAUCGGGGUUCCUGGGGAGCUCCGGGGCUAUGCUGAGGCCCACCGCCGCCACGGCCGCCUGCCUUGGGCUCAGCUUUUCCGGCCCACCAUCUCACUGCUCCGUGAGGGUUUCCGUGUGCCCUCUGUCCUCAGCCAGUUCCUCAACAGCAGCAUCCUGUGGCCCGCCUUGAAUUCCUCAACCCUGAGACAGCUCUUCUUCAAUGGGACAGAAACCUUGAGAUCUCAGGACCCAUUCCCUUGGCCUGCGCUGGCCAACACCCUGGAAACUGUGGCCACGGAGGGUGCAGAGGCCUUAUACACGGGGAGGCUGGGCCACAUGCUGGUGGAAGAUAUUGCCAAGCAAGGAAGCCAGCUGACAGUUCAGGAUUUGGCUGCCUUCCAGCCGGAAGUGGUGGAACCCCUGGAGAUGCCCCUAGGAAACUAUACCCUGUACUCGCCACCACCGCCUGCAGGGGGCGCUAUUCUUAGCUUAAUUCUCAACGUGCUGAAAGGGUUCAACUUCUCUGCAGAGACGGUGGCCCGGCUUGAAGGGAAAGUGAACAUGUACCAUUACCUCGUAGAGACUCUCAAGUUUGCCGUAGGGCAGAAGGGCCGGCUAUGGGACCCUUCCAGUUACCCAGGGAUACAGAACAUCUCCCAGGACUUUCUCCGGGAGGAUCUAGCCCAGCGCAUCCGCCAGCAGAUCGAGGGCCGUGGUGACCACCACCGACUCAGCCGUUACAAUCUGUCCCGGGUCAAGGGCAACAAGAUGGGCACCUCUCAUGUGUCUGUGUUGGGAGAAGACGGCAGUGCUGUGGCAGCUACCAGCACCAUCAACACACCCUUUGGAGCGAUGGUGUACUCGCCACAGACAGGCAUCCUUCUUAACAACGAGCUACUAGACUUAUGUUGGAGAAACGUACCAGGUUCCGAUGUCAUCCCUCCGCCUGUUCCAGGUGAGCGGCCACCAUCUUCCAUGGUACCCUCCAUCUUGGUCAACAAAGGCCAGGAAUCGAAACUGGUGAUCGGUGGGGCUGGUGGGGAGCUUAUCAUCUCGGCUGUGGUCCAGACUAUCAUGAAUAAGCUGUGGUUUGGCUUUGACCUGACAGAAGCCAUUGCAGCUCCUAUCCUACAUGUCAACAACGCGGGCCACGUGGAGUAUGAACCCAAGUUCAACCAGGAAGUACGAAAGGGGCUACAGGACCGAGGCCAGAGCCAGAGCCAGAGCCAGCGGCCAGUUUUCCUGAAUGCGGUCCAGGCUGUGUUCCAGGAAGGACCCUGCAUCUAUGCCGUAUCUGAUAUGAGGAAGGCUGGAAAGGCUUCGGGAUACUAAGACAACUCUGCCCAGAGCUGGGAUCUGGCCCGCUAUGGGUGUUGUUCCCCACAUGGAUGAUGCUGUACGUCUGAAUACUCCAGGACCUGGAUCCCUUGCCAUGAGGUCAACCUGGGACCAAAAAGAACAGGGCUCAGCUCAGCAGAUGAAUGACUGAAGAGGGAAGGAUUGACUGUUCCCUGGUCCCAUCCCAACACCUCCCGUGGCCCCACCCUGGCUCUUCUAGCCUUGCUCUGGCCUCAUGGUCACCUGUUUAAAUGGUGUACCUGCCAGGAUUAAAGAGGAGGCACAGCAUGAACUGGUCUGGUGGCUCUAAGCAGGUAAAGGGACCCCGGUGGUAUGCAACACACCACAGAGUCCUGUGGUCCUUCAUGAUUCUCCUUCAGGGCUCAGAGAUGGGCCAGGCUUCAAUGGACAGAGACAAGCUCACCACCCACCUCUGCUCUCCUCACUACAAUAUCUUCAGGGGUUUUGCAGUGUGUCUGCUCCCCUUCCCCCCUCACAUUCCCCUCGUGUCUUGUCUGCUGGUGGGAAGACAGCAGCGUGACUCUUAGUACUUGUCCCCAACUCUUGUGACAUGUUUCUCCACUCAGGAAGAGGAUGGGUGGAGCAAAGCUCAGGUCUCAAUGCUCCAUGGUCUUGAGACUAGGGCUCAUGCUCAGCUGUGCCGACAUCUGAGAUGACAUCACCUUUUGUGGCAUGGAGCUGUCUCCACAUUGCACACACUUGACACAAUAGCAUCCCUUCCUAUGACCCCAGAUGUAACAACAGAUACUGUCUCUGGACAGGGCUACGUCCUGGCAGAGAACUUUUGCUUCAGAUGAGUGGGAAACUGUCAUAGAUAGAUUUCCAGGCUACCCAGUAGUGUGCUCAUCAUGGAAGUCUCCCUAUAGGGACCUGAGCAUCUGACUUCUGGGAGCAUCAGGCACUUCUGUGUCACCUCAAUGUCUGCGGGAGUUGUGUAACUACAUACAGGGUGCUACAACAGUGUGUGUGGUUUAUGCAUCUUAAAGAAAUCCAUCAUGCUGGUUCAAUU